This is a messenger RNA of Larimichthys crocea (large yellow croaker), 5772 nucleotides long. It is a transcript of the gene tent4a, whose product is annotated as terminal nucleotidyltransferase 4A. Gene Ontology annotation, cellular component: TRAMP complex; nucleolus. The transcript has 13 exons. NCBI's taxonomy places the organism in Eukaryota, Metazoa, Chordata, Actinopteri, Sciaenidae. Gene Ontology annotation, biological process: RNA 3'-end processing; polyadenylation-dependent ncRNA catabolic process. Gene Ontology annotation, molecular function: poly(A) RNA polymerase activity; mRNA binding. Bases 864 to 3413 code for a protein of 849 amino acids. The record is from RefSeq and is a predicted model, not a curated record.
AUCAUGAAGACGUGGAUGCGGGGUUACCCACAGAAAAGACAGUUUUCCUGGGGGAUCCCAACCUAUUAAUGUGCCCAACUCAACAUAUUUGCUUACAUAUAUAACAAUGUAACAUCCUUCUAAUUUGGUUUACAGAUAGAUGGAUUAAAAAAGAGCUAUAUACAAUUAAGUAUGUACCAAUAUUUCAAGAUAUUUGAGUUUAUAGUGUCACUAUAUGUCACUCCUGCAAGAUUCAGCCACUGUCCAGCCACAUAUUGAUGGGGGAUCCCCUAUGAACCCACCCACCCUCUCCCUCCACCCUUUGCUGAUGGCCGGGAGGUGGAGAUAGAGUGCUCAGGGACCUCUGGGCUCCUAAGCCAUGCCCUUUUUUUUAAUUAAUUUAUUUUUUUUAGGAGCCACUGCUACCACAUGACCCCUUUAUUCAUUACAGCCGUUUUACCAUGCACUUCAUUUGUUGCUCUAUUAAAUAUUUCUCAAAUUAAAAACUCAAAUAUUUUAUUCCGUGCAAUUCAUCAGCCGGCCUCGGAGUGAUGAAGGAGGAGUGGGCGGAUGAGGGGGCGCAGUCGUCGUCGUUAAAGAAACCCCUCGCAGUGCGCAUGCGCAUGGAUUUGAAGAGACUACGCCAUAUUGAAUUCCCGUAGGGAAACGGCUAGCAUUUUUUUUUUCCUCCAGCUAGCGGUGUAAAGGGGACACUUUAUCAAUGGUCCUAAUUCGGUUUAAUGUUUAAAUACUUCUCUUUUCAUUAUCCGGGACAAGCGUAGCGACCUUUGAAAAGGUCCAGCAAGCGGCAGCAGAUUCAAGACGGGCUCGCUAAAGUGUUAGUUAGAUACUUGUAGGGGGGGGUUACCAGAGAAAGAAGUUGAAUGGAUCCGAGGGUAGCUUGGAUUCAGCCCGAACAGAAAGGACCUGCGAACGCCUUAUGGAUGCACGUCUGGGAGACCUCUCAGGGAGUACGGACACUCUCCGCUCAGCAGCAGCAGCAGCUCCACAAUCAAAACCACAACCAGUGCGUGAAUUACGCUGCGUUGGAUGUUUUAAAAAAUGUGGCGACCGCGGUGGCAUCGAGCAAGAGCAUUUGCAGCAGCAACGGUAACGCCGCUGCUGCCAGUUUGAGCAACGGCAGCAGCCAUCACAGCAUCAUGAACGGCACUACUACUAGUAUUAACGGCACUGCGAUUUCCUCGCUGGGGAUAGCGCUGUCCAACGGGAACGUACAUAACUCCUUCACCGCCAUGGCCAACACCGUUGAACCAGGUGAGGGAAAAACCCAGCCCCAGAAGACGGGAUCUGUCUCUUCUUCUUCCUCCUCCUCAUCCUCAUCGUCGUCCUCCUCCUCGCAGGAAUCCAGGACGGACAGCCCCCCUUCCAGCUGCUCACUUGAGAGGACUAUGGGUGGAAAUGUAACGGGCAACAUGAAUAAAAACGUCGGGGGUGCCAAUCUGCUUUUCAGCGUGAGUGGCGACAGCAGCGGCAUGGACAAUAAUGUCAACCAUUACCACCACCACCACCACCAUCAUCACCGUCACCUACAGGAGCACCCGGCGUUCAAUUUACAGCAGAUAUGCGUGAAGCGCCAGCAGGUUCACACCUCCACCUCCGUACCUGUAAAUCACACACACAGUCACCACCCAGGCCGAAGGAAAAGUGACAACAAAGCGAGCACUUAUGGGAUGAAUUACUUGCUUUCAAACUGCACUAAUGGUAAUUAUGCGAGCACUUGGACACCGUGGAAGACGAGGAAGUACAACCCCGGGGUCCUCGGACUACACGAGGAGGUGAUGGACUUCUACAACUUCAUGUCUCCUCGGCCAGAAGAAGCAGCUAUGAGGAAGGAGGUGGUGAACCGGAUAGAGAUGAUCAUCAAGGAGCUGUGGCCCACUGCAGAUGUCCAAAUAUUUGGCAGCUUCAGCACAGGGCUGUACCUUCCGACGAGCGACAUCGACCUGGUGGUGUUUGGGAAGUGGGAGCGCCCCCCGCUGCAAGAGCUGGAACAAGCUCUCCGCAAGCAUAACGUGGCAGAACCUUUCUCCAUCAAAGUGCUGGACAAGGCUACAGUGCCAAUCAUCAAGCUGACAGACCAGGAGACUGAGGUGAAGGUGGACAUCAGUUUUAACGUCGAGACUGGAGUCAGGGCGGCAAGCUUCAUUAAGGAUUAUGUUAAGAUGUAUCCAGUGCUGCCUUACCUGAUCUUUGUGCUGAAGCAGUUUCUGCUGCAGAGAGAUCUGAACGAAGUCUUCACCGGGGGAAUCAGCUCUUACAGCCUCAUCCUCAUGGUCAUCAGCUUCCUACAGCUCCAUCCUCGCAUUGACGCGAGGAACCCCAACGAGAACUUGGGCGUGUUGCUGAUCGAGUUCUUCGAGCUGUACGGCCGCCAUUUCAACUACUUGAAAACAGGGAUCCGCAUCAAAAACGGAGGCGCGUACAUAGCCAAAGAGGAGAUCAUGAAGGCCAUGACAAAUGGAUACAGGCCAUCCAUGCUUUGCAUAGAGGACCCACUGCUUCCAGGUAAUGAUGUGGGGAGAGGUUCCUAUGGUGCUAUGCAUGUCAAGCAGGUGCUUGACUAUGCCUACACUGUCCUGAGUCACGCAGUGUCCCCGCUUGCACGGUCAUAUCCCAAUAAAGACUCUGAAAGCACCUUGGGCAGGAUAAUCAGGUUGACCCAGGAAGUGAUCGACUACAGGGAGUGGAUCAUUAAGAAGUGGGGUGGCAGGGAUCUGGCUCGAACAGACAACAGAGUUUCGCCUCCAAAGGAGCCCGUGUCGGAGCAGGAGACCUGCGUGCUCGGUGGCGGUGUGAGUUCAGAGGAGCAGCAGAGGGACUCGGUGUCUCCCCACAGCGCAGACUCCCCCAUGUCCAUCUCCAGCCCCCAUCAACACUCUUCAGCCUCCUCUGUCUCAUCGCUGUCUGGAUCAGACAACGACUCUGAUUCAGCGCUGCCGUGUCCCGUCCCACCGCCACCCCUGCCGCCGUACCCGUCUUUCCCGCCCCUGGGCCUAGCUUUACCACCAGGCCUCAGCAUCGGCACGGGCAAGCCCGGCAUGGGACACCAUCUCCUCAUGCCUCCAGGCUCACAGGCUCGCGUCUCACUGCCCGGUGGUCUAGCAAUGCACUCCAUACCUGGCAGACAGGUGUGUAUAGACACCGGGCUUCCCCCCUUCUUCCACAUGCCCCCCCCAGCCCAUGCUCAUGCCCCUGCCCCCUCCAGCCCCCAGCCUCUGCCCAGCCCCCACUCCAGCCACACACACAAGAACGGAGUAAAGUUCAACGUGAAGGGCUUCCACAACCCGCCGCUGGUCAACAACCCCGUUCUGGCUAACCGCGGACACACACACACUCACACGCACACACAGUAUCACCGCAACACUUGGCGACGCAGGAAGAGGGACAGCCUACCGGUUAGCCUCAGCAGAUAGAAACCACUCCUCCUCCUCCUCCUCCUCCUCCUCACCCGUAACCCCCCCCCACUUUUUCCUCCCUCUCCUCUCUGGCUGCAAAGACCCUGGCUCUUCUUCGUUCGUCUUGAAGGAGGAUGGACAGGCAGACAGAGGACCAGAGACCAGCAGUUUUCACUCUGGGGCUGCCGCGACAUUGGAACAGCAGCCCUCAGCUCUGCAUCUUCCUCCUACUAUCUCUACCUUUUACAUUUCUGCAUGACUUUUGUUCACAGUUUCGUAGUUUCAGUAUUAUGUUACUCUCAGUAUUUUGUUUUCCUCAUCCUGGUUUCAGGUCGGUUCCUGGUGUUUUUGUUUGUUUUCGUUGGACUUGGUGGCGAUGCCAUUGCCAAGUUCACUUGACCUCGUCUUGACCCUCGCAGCCAAGCUGCCUGUGGUUCAGUGUUACUUUUUUUUUUUUUUUUACAGUUUAUACACUUUCAUUUUGUGCAAUAAUGAUAAUUUUCUUUUUGGAACUAAAGUAAAUGCUUAUUUAAUUUUGUGUGUGUAUAUGUAAAGGCAUUUUUAUACUGUUUUAUUUUUGUAGAAUUUUAAAUUUUGUUUACGAAACCUUUCCCCAGGCAGCAUCUCUGGAGCGUGUGUUCAUCGGUUGUUGUUUCUGUGUAAGUGUGGGAGUGUAUGCGCCUGUCUGUCAUUAGGUUGAGAUGGACCCCGGUUCAGAGCCCUCCCCCACUUUGUGUUGUUUUGUCUGAUAAAGAGAAGUGCGAAUACGGAGCUCCUAUCUCGACAUCCCCUCCAUUUUUCUUGUGAAAAUGGGCGAGGUUAACAUGAGAUUCCUUGUGGAAGAUUUGUUCCUCGGUCCAGUUAGUCUAAGGCAUCCUGGAGGGAGGUGGAGGGAUGGAAAUUGCACCCUGGGAUAGCAGAUAGAGCUCUAGCAGUGCCACCUCGAGAUUGUGUAUGUAUGUGUUUAUCUCUGUGUGUGUGUGUGUGCGUGUCCCUUAUGGGACUGUGUUGUUGCCAUAUUUUGUCAGUCAGGGGAAGGCUGGCAGUGGCCUGCUAGUUUUGUCUCGGCCAUCUUUCUCUCCACUGGAGGCGAUUUUUGAAAAGAAAAGCUUCCAGACAGUGCAGGAUUUUAGGUCUGAAAGAGCCUGUUCUGUUCAACAUAUAUGCUAGUGUGUUUUCAUUUUUGUGCUUGUCUCUUUUUUAUUACAUGUCAUAGGAGGGUUGAGGCCAAGAAGGCAAUGGCUUAUCUGACUUGAAUUUGAAGAUCAAGAUUAGGGUAAGAGGCAGGAAGCCACUGAUUCCAGGUCAGAGAUAUCCUCUUAUUCUCUCUAGUCGAGGGACACAGUUGUGGAAAUCUGAUCCCCGGGCUGAGGUCAACCCUCGCCCGCAGCUGUAAAUCAGUGCAGACCAACACUAAGAUGCUCAGCGAUAAAGUUUUCUCCUUUGUGGUUCUGGACAAAGGAGAAAGGAGGGAGAGGGAGAGGGAGUCUUCCUGAACCAAGGACCCUAGUGAAAGGGAAUUAUAUUUUGAUUCCAUUCAGGAAUCUUGUGUAUAUUUGAUUGCCAGGUACUUCCGCUAAUUGUUUGCAAUGCCUUUUCUUUGUGUUUACUUGGAGUGUGUGUACGUCGUUUUCCGCGAGCGCACUGUGUCACACGAAUACACACACACACACACACACUCACAGACAGGACUGUCGAAGGCUGUGACUCGCCCAGAACACUACACACGCUGGUGUUAUUACUAUGCAAGUGGAUUAUUCUAAUUAUUGUGUCAACUCUAUCGUCUUUCCAUUUGGGUUUUUGUUUUGUUUUUUUCCCCAAAUGACGAACACUGCUCGUUGGACUGGAGUAAUGUUACUGACUGUCAGACUCGCAAGCCAACUCAUGUGAAACUCAAACCGCACCCCCCUUGUAUUUGUAAGAAGGUCCUGACAUGUUUCAAAGUCUAGUUUUCUACAUGUAUCCGUCAAAUGUAAGGAAUGGGGAAUGUUAAUGUCAAUGGUUGGGUCUGGGUCUGUGUAGCGUGUGACAUAGUGAAACGUGUGUGAGAACGUAUUGAGACUCAUGACUUGCCACCACAGGUUUUUAAUCAGAUGCCCGACAGUUCAUGAGAAAGUGCGCCCAGAGAGCGACUUGCACUCUGCCGGUGCGCUUCAGAAGGGGCCAAAGCAUCCACCAACAAUUCUUUACCUUUUUACCUGUUACACAUUAUGUUUUUCUUUUUCUUUAAACUAUAGCAACUCUGAACUCAGUCAAAACUGCACCGGGCAUCAAUUUUUAAUCUCAGAUAUGAAGGGUUUCUGUUUUGACCGAUGGUUCACAGAUGAAGCAGAUUAUGAGCUAAUCAUCAGAGAAAUUCCUUUCAUGUUUAAUGAUU